Messenger RNA from Corythoichthys intestinalis (scribbled pipefish), 1190 nucleotides. RefSeq names its product triple functional domain protein-like. Gene Ontology annotation, cellular component: cytoplasm; extrinsic component of membrane. The transcript is spliced from 12 exons. Gene Ontology annotation, biological process: axon guidance. Lineage: Eukaryota; Metazoa; Chordata; Actinopteri; Syngnathiformes; Syngnathidae. The record is from RefSeq and is a predicted model, not a curated record. Gene Ontology annotation, molecular function: guanyl-nucleotide exchange factor activity. The coding region runs from base 225 to 1055 and encodes 276 amino acids.
CCUGCAGUGGAGUUCAGUGGAGUGUACAACUACCUCAUAAAGUCACCCAAACAAAACAAUCCGCGAGUGAAAUUCCGUCAGGUGCAGCAGUGGAGUCAAGUGCACAAGAAUCAUCUGAAGACAAAGGACUUCGACCAUGGAACAUCUCGCAUCACAAAUUCUUGCAACCAUCGAAAGGCUGGGAGAGCUCGCGUGGCGUCACAAAGAACGAUCUUUGGUCUUUGAUGUCAAACCACAGUACAAAACAAAAUCCGCUAGUGACAUUCCAUCAGAUGGAGCAGUGGAGUCAAGUGCACAAGACUUAUCUGAAGACACGAUCUGGACGAAAGACUUCGACCAUGGAACAACUUGCAUCUGAAAUUCUUGCAACAAUCGAAAGGCUGGGGGAGCACUUAUUGGAGAACCCUCUGAUUUUAACAGAUUUGGACCGGAUGAGCAACGGUGCAACAAAGUCUGCAAGCAGGGAAACGUUCAUUUUGGCUGAGCUGAUUGAAACGGAAAAGGCUUACGUGCGAGACCUGCGAGAGUGCAUUGAUACUUACAUGAGGGAGAUGUUGACCCAGGAGGAGGAGAUCCCUGCAGGACUCAACCAUAUGGACGACGUCAUCUUCGGGAACUUGUUGGAGCUGUAUGAAUUCCAUCAUAAGAUCUGUCUCAAGGAACUUGAAAAACAUGAAAGCGUCCCUGAAGAUGUCGGACGUUGCUUUGUCAAAUGGGCUGAGAAGUUCCUGUUAUAUGUGGACUACGGCAAGAACAGUGACAAGUCCACUCGGCUCAUCAUGCAGCAUACUGUCAACUAUUUUAAUAAAAUUCAGUGGAAGCACGGACUAGCAUUCUCAUUACAAUCUUUCCUGCUUAAGCCAACACAGAGAAUGACAAAAUAUCCGCUCCUGUUAAAGAAUCUCCUCGAGUGCUGUAAAGAUGGGAAAGGAGUACUGAAGGAAGCUCUGGGCAUUCUGAAGAGAGCCAACGAUGCCAUUCAUUUCUCCGUUCUGGAAGGUUUUAAUGAGGGCGUUGAAUCCCAAGGGGGAAGAAUAUACAACUCUUUCUCCUGAAAAAUUCCUUGCUGGUCUGCAAGGUGGUCAAGGAUCAGAAAGGCAUGACGAAAUACAUUUACCAGAGAAAACUCAACGUGAGUCAUCCUUUACUUACUUUUUUACCUAUGCGAUAUUCUCAAUAAACAUAAUUUU